Molecule: messenger RNA, 633 nt
Organism: Protopolystoma xenopodis
Lineage: Eukaryota; Metazoa; Platyhelminthes; Monogenea; Polystomatidea; Polystomatidae
Source: the annotation of a GenBank genome assembly
AUGUGGGUCAAGGCAAAACUCCUCAUAAGCUUGCUGGGCCUACUUUAUAUACAAGCGAAACGGAAUUUCGUACAGCAGAUAAGCGAACUGGAAUCAGCCGAGUGGGAUGGCCCUGUCUUGCACGAAGUUUUCUACCGCAAUAUAAUCGAGCUACCCUGUGCAGCGUCAAAUAGGGUGCAGCAAAAGGUCAAUCAGUUGCUUCGUAAUUCAAAACGGCAUCAAUUUCACAUACGAUGGGUGCACAACAGAUGGGACAAUGUUGUAGACCCUUGGGGAGGGGAUGGUAGGCGAGUGUAUAUGGAAUAUAAUUUAGAAUCAAUUCCACAACACAUGCUCCAGGAAGAUUACACAAUCUCUUCAGUUGUUACCGGAGGUAUGCUGUCUAUUGCCGAAGUUAAACCGACUGACAAUGGCGUUUACGCAUGUCUGGUUACGUUUUCCGAUCAGAAUUGGCGUCACGUGAACCUAGAUGCUUCGAUUGUGAUCAGUGCCCAUAUCCUAAGGGUCAAAUAUCCUCAUGUUGAGGGGAAGAUGGGACACAUUCUUGAUCCGAUGUACGCGUGGACCUGGAAUUUUUACCACGAAGCCGAUGCAGCAUCGAGGGAAUUCUCAUGUUCGUUCUCCUUUACCUGA